Molecule: messenger RNA, 549 nt
Organism: Dermatophagoides farinae (American house dust mite)
Lineage: Eukaryota; Metazoa; Arthropoda; Arachnida; Sarcoptiformes; Pyroglyphidae
Source: RefSeq, a predicted model, not a curated record
AUGUCCCUUUUGGUUUUGGCUGCUUUGACCACUUUGGUCUGUGCUUAUGGUGGUGGAGGUUAUGGUGGUGGUGGUGGUGGUAGUGGCGGCUAUGGUGGUGGUGGCGGCUACGGAUCCAUUCCAUUAGCUGUACGAUCUUAUCACAAUAUCCGUUCAUAUGAUGUUCCAUCAUCUGGUUACAGCAAACCAGUCUAUGUUGAUGUCAAUGCUAAUGCUGUUCCAGUUUAUAUGAAUUUCCGAUCCAAAUCAUCGUACUUGCAUGUGAAUCAACAACAUGAAGGUCAAAAAGGCAGCUAUCAAGAAUCAUAUUCACAAGAUGAACCACAUGUCUUGAAACACACAGUGAAAAAACCAGUUUAUCAAGAAGUCAAUGAAAUCAUUACACCACGUCGACGAAUUACCCAGGAAAUUCAACCAGUACAAGAAGAAAUUGAAACUUUGGUUGCACGAAAAUCAUAUGGUGGUGGUCAUGGUGGCGGAUAUGGUGGCGGUAUGGGCGGUGGUUAUGGUGGCGGUAUGGGCGGUGGCUAUGGUGGUGGUGGCUAUUAG